UUAAAAAAACUGAACGUUGAAUGGUGUUUGUGUAAUGGUUUACAUCACAUGGUGGCAGUAUGUGGUCAAUGUAGCAAAAGCCAUUUUUUUCCCUUAAAGAGUGGAUUGAAAUAAUUAAAUAAUGCUGAAAAAGAAAACAUAUUUAAGAAAAACAAAUAUUAAAUUCAGAAUAACGUGGGUAAUAAGAUAUAGCAUAUGCUAUAAGUAUAUGCUUAUAUUCAGUCCUCCGGCCACCACAACAACAGCAGUCUAUAUGUUUGUUUGCUCCUCAAAACAAAGCCUAGCUGGUUCUCUUUGUAUCAGUGUUUUCUGGACUUUGCUUCAUUGAUUCGCUUUGUUCCAGCUGGUACAGUGGCCACAGCUUCGAUUAGUGCUGCUCUCUUAACAACUGCCAGUGUAAUAGUGUUGUAGUUUUUUUUUUUCAGAGAAUGUCAGAGAGACAGGGACUGAGGGCAGACUCCACCCACUUCACUUUAGAUGGAGCCCCAUUUCGGAUCCUCGGAGGCUCCAUCCAUUACUUUCGGGUCCCCAGGGCGUACUGGAGAGACCGGCUGCUCAAACUCAAGGCCUGUGGUCUCAAUACUCUCACCACGUAUGUGCCGUGGAAUCUUCACGAACCAGAAAGAGGAGUUUAUCUGUUUCAGGAGGAGCUGGAUCUGGAGGCAUAUAUUCGUCUAGCAGGGGAAUUAGGCCUCUGGAUGAUUCUGCGUCCGGGGCCGUACAUAUGUGCCGAGUGGGAUUUGGGUGGGUUACCAAGCUGGCUGCUGCAGGAUAAGAAAAUGAAGUUAAGAACAACAUACUCUGGCUUCACAAGUGCUGUGAACUCAUACUUUGAUAAACUCAUUCCGAGAAUCACACCCCUCCAGUAUAAGAAAGGAGGCCCUGUUAUUGCUGUUCAAGUAGAGAAUGAAUAUGGCUCAUAUGCGAAGGAUGAGCAAUACAUGUCAUUCAUCAAAGAGGCGUUACUGUCCCGGGGAAUCUCCGAGCUUCUCCUCACAUCAGACAAUCAUGACGGGUUAAAGUGUGGAGGGGUAGAUGGAGUCUUGCAGACGGUGAACCUACAGAAACUGACGUUCGGUGAUGUACCGCAUUUAGCAGAAUUGCAGCCACAGAAGCCGCUGAUGGUGAUGGAAUAUUGGUCUGGCUGGUUUGAUGUUUGGGGGAAACCUCAUCAUGUUUUCUCUGCGCAAGAAAUGAUCUCUAUAGUGCGAGAGCUUCUGGAUCGUGGCAUCUCCAUCAAUUUCUACAUGUUUCAUGGAGGAACCAGCUUUGGAUUCAUGAACGGAGCAGUUGACCUGGGAACCUACAAACCACAGACGAGCAGCUACGAUUAUGAUGCUCCACUGACUGAAAGCGGUGAUUAUACAACCAAGUAUCAUCUCUUGAGGAGCCUGCUGAGCACCUACAGCAAUGAGCCAAUAUCAGAGCCGCCAGCUGUGCAAAGCAGAAGAGCAUAUGAGCCGGUGGCUGUUACUCAUUAUAUUUCUCUAUGGGAGAGUCUUCAGUGUGCAGAAACAGUAAGUGCAAUGAAUCUCACUAUUACUUUCUUUCUCUCACUUCUUUACUUUCCCCAAAAAUGGAACACAAAUGAAGGUAUUUGUUUAAAUAUUCCAACUUCAAAAUGUGCAUAAAGGCAUUGUAAAAGUAUUCCACAUGGAUAGAGCAGUUUAGUCCCCAGCUUCUGAAGAGACAUGAUCACCUUAUGUGUCGAACAGAUUUAAUUUAGGCUUUUAUUCACAUGUAAACAUUGAUCGGCAUGGGCUCAUCGAAAAUGUGAACAGAAGCUCAACUGUGCUUGUUUGACUUCACUGGUUUUUGCGCAUCAAACAUCCAUUUCAUUUUCCCUUUCAUUAAAACUGACCCAUUAUACAGAUUGUUUCACUAAUGUCACAUUAGGGAAGAAUAAUGGGUUUUGCGAAUGCUGCUUCAUGUUGAAAGGC
This is a messenger RNA of Sinocyclocheilus grahami, 1940 nucleotides long. RefSeq names its product beta-galactosidase-1-like protein 2. Bases 429 to 1631 code for a protein of 400 amino acids. Gene Ontology annotation, molecular function: hydrolase activity, hydrolyzing O-glycosyl compounds. The transcript is spliced from 12 exons. NCBI's taxonomy places the organism in Eukaryota, Metazoa, Chordata, Actinopteri, Cypriniformes, Cyprinidae. The record is from RefSeq and is a predicted model, not a curated record. Gene Ontology annotation, biological process: carbohydrate metabolic process.